Messenger RNA from Manihot esculenta (cassava), 3017 nucleotides. RefSeq lists its product as uncharacterized. The record is from RefSeq and is a predicted model, not a curated record. NCBI's taxonomy places the organism in Eukaryota, Viridiplantae, Streptophyta, Magnoliopsida, Malpighiales, Euphorbiaceae. The transcript has 7 exons. Bases 110 to 1888 code for a protein of 592 amino acids.
GCGCAGAUUCUCCGAACCCAAAACAAAACGCCAAUGACGAAAUCUCACUAACUCUCUGUUUUCUUUGGCUUCCUCUGAGGCUGGCAAGCGAGAAAGUGAAUGUUGAAAAAUGCCGGAGGUUGGUUUUCAGGAGCUCAGCUCCUCCAGAUCGGGUUUGAGAGUUCGCGAUACUAGUCCUGACUCCGUGAUUUUCACUCUGGAGUCCAAUUUUAGUCUCUUCUCUUCUGCUUCUGCCAGCGUUGAUCGCUGCUCUUUUGCUUCCGAUGCUUAUGACCGUGACUCUCUCGCGUCCGAAAUUUCUUUGCAUUUGGCAGCACAUGAAGCUCCUUCUUGUGGAGGCGUUGGUGGUAGUGAGCUCCACGAAACUGCGAGUGGUCCAGAUCGAGAUCGAGAUCCAAACAAACUCAUCACUGUAUACAGCAACACAAAGCACGCUCCCGCUCCCUCUCGUCUCUUCAGAAAAGGUGAAAAGGCGAAAGUUCAAAAAGAAGAGAGCAAAGCUACUACAGAAGUAGAAGACGAUAUCCGUCUCUUAGAUUCAGCGAGAAGCUCAUUCUCUCUUGCUCUUAAAGAGUGUCAGGAGAGGAGAUCCAGAUCUGAAGCAAUUUCGAAGAAGCCAGACAGGCGGAGACCUGCUUCGCUGGAUCUGAACAAUGUUAUUGCUACCUCAUCGCCGCGUUUGGGUGCCAUGAAAAAGAGCUCGAUUUCUUCUCGCAGGUCCGGUACGUUUCCUAGCCCUGGAACACCUAAUUAUUGCCACGCUAGUGUUGAAAUGCAGAAGGGUUGGAGUUCCGAGAGAGUGCCAUUACAUAAUGUUAAUAGGCGCCAAGUAAAUGCUGCAUUAUUGCCUUUCAAUAAUGGAAGGACGUUGCCAUCGAAAUGGGAAGAUGCUGAGAGGUGGAUAUUUAGUCCUGUGUCUGGAGAUGGUGCUCUGAAAACGUCAGUUCAACACUCUCACCGGAGGCCAAAGUCGAAGAGUGGACCGCUUGGGCCUCCUGGAAUUGCGUAUUACUCGUUGUAUUCGCCUGCUAUACCAGUAUUUGAAGGGGGUAAUACGAGAAAUUUCGUUGCAGGCUCUCCUUUUUCGGCUGGUGUUAUUGCAGCGGAUGGAUUGUCUAUUCGGUCUAAUGGCCCUGGUUUGGCCUUUCCUGCAAGGACAGAGCGUUGCAUGGCCCGUUCAGUUAGUGUGCAUGGAUGCUCCGAGGGGCUGGCCCAGUCCUCUUUGCCAUCCCAAGAUGAGAAACUUGGUGGAGUGAAGGAUGCAGCAACUGAUAUAUCUUCUGCAGUUUCAAGAAGGGACAUGGCAACCCAAAUGAGUCCUGAGCAUAGCAACCAUUCGCCAAGAAGUGGGAGGGCGUCAUUCUCUGCCUCCACGCCUUCUGCACUAGCUAUUGUGGAAUUGCAGAGUAUGCAUUCCUCUAACUCAGAAGUCAGGGAUGUGCAGGUUGAUGAAAGGGUUACUGUCACAAGAUGGACUAAGAAACAUAGGGCUCGCAACCAGCGGAAGAGCUCAGAAAUUAUUGAUGAUUGGAGAAAGAAAUCUGUUGAUGCUGGACCCUCAGGUUGGGAUGUUUCAGAGGUUGCAAAGAGCAUUUCAAAGGCCAAAAGGGAGGAAGCCAGAAUCAAUGCAUGGGAGAAUCUGCAGAAGGCAAAAGCUGAGGCAGAAAUAAGGAAACUAGAGGUGAAACUCGAAAAAAAGAGAUCAUCAUCUAUGGAUAAAAUUAUGAACAAGCUUAGAUCAGCUCAGAAGAAAGCCCAAGAAAUGAGAACCUCAGUAUUAUCCAACCAGGCACGCCAAGUUUCCAGGACUUCCCACAAGGUUAUAUCAUUCCGUAGAACUCGUCAAAUGGGGUCCUUGAGUGGUUGCUUCACAUGCCAUGCUUUCUAGUAUCUCAUUUUGCCACAUAUCACGGUGCUUUAAUCAGCUUAACAUGCCCGGUAACAUCUUGGAAUUCCGUCCUUGUUCAAGAAAUCUAUCAUUACUUUUUUCUGGCAGAUGUUUACUAUUGAUUUCUUGGUUGACAUUGACAUGUCCUAACAUACCAUUUACUAUCUAAUUUUGAUGUUAGGUGAAUUGUUCAAUUUCAACCUAUAUUUAUGGGGAAUAUUCAAUUUAAUCCAUUUUAAACUUUUUUGUUCAAUAGCUCAAAGUUUCAAUUGAAGCUUAAUUUGGUCCAAACAUGAAAAAUUUUACGCUAAAUUUCUUGAUUUAUCCCUAAAAUAAGGAAACAUAUUUUCUUAAGUUUUGCACAAAAUUUGUUGAUUUAGCCUAAAAAUCAAUAAGAAUGAUUUCUUGAUUUCUUGACUUUAGGCUAAAUUGAGUUUAAAUUGAAACUUUUGAGCUAGUUUGAACAAAAAGUUCAAAAUAAACUAAAUUGAACAUAUCUCUUAAAUACAUUGGUGAAAUUGAACAGUAAGUCUUCUAUAUAAUGUUGGAAAAAUCAGAAUUACAAAUAUCUGAACGGUAUUUCAUACUCAAUCGCCUAAAUGGAAAUACACUGCUCCUAUUUUUUAUGAGUGGACUCUUGAACUCUAUUAGGAAAUUGGUUCUAAAUCAUCUUAAGGCAAACAUAUUAUCAGAUAAAACUUGGGUUCACAAAAAUGAUAUGCAAUGUAUUAAAGUUGUGCAUUUUCCCACAGAACAGAAAAAUCUUAAACCGCUUUUGAUUCUGGUCGCAUGUUAUGUAACCCGGUGAAGGUUUUAGAUUCCUGGUCAUGUUGAAGUGGAAUUCCACCUGCAGCACAAGGUAUUGUACAGAUGCAGACAACUAUUACGUAGACACUAAUCUGGUGUCAGUGCAGUUUGGCAAGUUCCAUUCAGAUUUCAGUUAAGCGGCAAGAUUCUUGGUUGCAGUGUUCCUGGCUCCAACGUAUCUAGAAAUUUGACUGAUAAGUAUUGUGUAUUUGUGUGUAUGUAUAUCCACAUGUACGUUUUCAUAAAGACAUUUUUGCCUUGCAGUUUGAAAUGUCAUUUACUUGGCUUACAUCCAAUGGUUAAGUUACUAUUUAGCCCUGUA